AUGUUACAAUCGAAAGGUGUCUUGAAUGAUAUACCAAUCAAAAACAAGGGUUCCAGCCAAAAAAUUUGGCCAUUUUUCAUGUAUCAACGGGACGAUCACGACACCGAAGAAUUAAACACGAAUCGAGCGAACAAUGUGACGAUUAGAAGACUUCGACAUGAUGGAAAUUACUUUACAGAUUUAGGCAGCACAGAGUGUUUUCACUGUGCAAUUGGACCAGUUCUGAAUAUCGCCCAGAUAUUCGGUAUAUUUCCAGUGUCCGGAGUUCGAUCUUCAUCGCCCACGAAGCUUCAGUUCAAAGUGUUUUCGUUCCUUACUAUUUAUUCAGGUUUCAUCGCCGUCAUGAUGUUUAUCACGACGAUGAUAUCAAUAGUGUACAUGGUGAAAAUUUUAAAUACCGACAUAUUUCAUACACGAGGUGGGAUCGGUACUGCAACAGUUGGCGCUGUGUUCUAUGGGAACAGUCUGCUGGGCAGCAUCUUAUUUUUCUGGCUAUCCUCACGGUGGAUACCCCUUCAAUGCGAGUGGAGAGUCAUGGAACAAUAUAUGGACAGCAAUUCGUCAGAAACUCCACGUCUACGAUGGAAAUUCUUCCUCAUAAGUUCUGUGGUUAUGCUACUGGCUCUCAUAGAACAUAUUCUAAGCGUGUUCAACAAUAUCGAAGGUUACGACUGGAACGGAUCAAACUCUACGUUUCGUAAUUUCUUGGAGAUAUACAGUUUACGUUCGCACGCGUUCAUCUUUAACAUACUGGACUAUAAUUUCACCUUCGGUUUGUAUAUCUUCGUUGUUAGCAAACUGGCAACUUUCACCUGGAAUUUUACGGAUCUUUUUAUCAUGCUGGUUGCCACUGGUUUGGCGGAAAGAUACAAAACUUUGAACAAGAAAUUAGCAAUCACAGUAACGAAGUAUCGAGCGACGUUCGAUUGGCGCGAGCUCCGCGAAGAUUAUGCGAUAUUGAGCUGCGUCGUGAAGAAAGUGGACGAGCAACUCUCUCCGAUUAUUCUUCUGUCUUUUGCAAACAAUCUGUAUUUCAUUUGUUUGCAACUUAUGAACGGCUUGUCCACAUCAGACGACAGCAUGUUGAGAGCAGUUUACUUUUUCGGCUCCUUCGCAUUUCUUAUCGGCCGUACGUGUGCUGUUACCUUGCUUACGGCUAGAAUACACGAUCAAAGCAAGGAAGCUUUACCCUAUUUGUACAAUUGCUCGGCGUCCAGUUACAGCGUCGAGACUCAGAGGCUGCAGUAUCAACUCGCAACAGACGAUGUAGCCUUAACAGGACUGCGCUUCUUUUCGAUCACGAGGAAUUUUAUGCUUGCGGUGGCUGGAGCGAUCAUGACGUACGAAGUUGUAUUUUUACAAUUUAGUGGUAGUAAAUAA
Messenger RNA from Habropoda laboriosa, 1380 nucleotides. Its product is annotated as gustatory receptor for sugar taste 64f-like. The record is from RefSeq and is a predicted model, not a curated record. Gene Ontology annotation, cellular component: membrane. NCBI's taxonomy places the organism in Eukaryota, Metazoa, Arthropoda, Insecta, Hymenoptera, Apidae. Gene Ontology annotation, biological process: sensory perception of chemical stimulus; detection of chemical stimulus involved in sensory perception of taste. Gene Ontology annotation, molecular function: taste receptor activity. Bases 1 to 1380 code for a protein of 459 amino acids. The transcript has 9 exons.